AUGCGAAAUCCUUUGCCAACUUCCGACCCAUUAGUCUAUGCAUGCAAUUGCAUUCAGAAGAUAUUCUCCAAAAUCCUAGCCUCCAGACUCUCUAUCAUCCUUCUAACCAUUAUCUCAGAGGAGCAGAGUGCUUUUGUCAAAAACCGGUCGAUCAUUGAGAGCAUAUCCAUUGCUUGUGAGAUGGCUAAUGUUAUUGACCGCAAGUCCCAUAGUGGGAACAUCAUCUUAAAGCUGGACAUGGAAAAGGCUUAUGACAGGCUCGAAUGGCCAUUCAUUAGCGCUGUCCUUGGGAAAUUUGGCUUCCACCAGGACUGGAUCAAUAUUGUGAGGCAAAGUUGGGAAGGAAGUUGGUUCUCUAUUCUCAUCAAUGGGUUACCCUUCGGUUUCUUCCAAUCCUCCAGGGGACUGUCCUCCUCGAUUCGAGCCCUUCUCACUUUUAUUCUCUCCUAUGAGCAAGCUUCUGGCCAGAGAGUCAACCCGUCAAAGAGCUGCUUCAUCCUUCCCAAGAAAGCUACUCCCCCCAAAGCCAGACAAGUAGCCCGAUUAUCUGGCUUUCAGCCAGGAUCCCUCCCCUUCACAUACUUGGGAGUUCCCCUCCACAAAGGUAGAGCCACAUUAGUGAAGCAUGUCUUGGCUAGUGUCCCGAUUCAUACUCUCGCAGCGACCCAUGUCCUAGUUGGGGUCCUGAAGAGCUUGGAAACUCGUUUUGUUGACUUCCUUUGGGGUUGGGCUGAUGGAAAAAAGAAACUCCAUUGGAAGAAAUGGAGGACCAUUACAACGCCAAAGCCGGAAGGGGGUUUGGGAAUUAGGAACCUUUCGAAAGUCAUAAAGGCAUGCCGUCUCAAAAUGGCUUGGAUUGUGAAGUACAAAGCAGACAAGGGGCUGAUGCGCAGCCCAAACACGGCUUGGGGAACGAAUAUUUGGAACGUUAAACUACUGCCCAAGAUCCCCUUACUAACCUGGAGAAUUAUAAGGGGGGCAUUGCCGGUUGAUGCUGCCAUCCAAACACGUGGGAUUCAGCUUGCCUCCUGCUACUGCUAUUGUGUGAAGGGCCUCCAGCUGACGUAG
This is a messenger RNA of Magnolia sinica, 1068 nucleotides long. RefSeq lists its product as uncharacterized. Bases 1 to 1068 code for a protein of 355 amino acids. The transcript is spliced from 4 exons. The record is from RefSeq and is a predicted model, not a curated record. Lineage: Eukaryota; Viridiplantae; Streptophyta; Magnoliopsida; Magnoliales; Magnoliaceae.